CUCCUCCCCCCGGUCGGCACAGCCAGUGUCAGCGGCACAAAUGAUUGACUGCAUCCUUAUCCAAAAACAAGAAUGGGCGUAGUAAAGGUUUUAGAAGAUAGACUAACCUGAGGUUAGUAACCUCACUAACAAUCCACAUAACGGGAAUCAUGCAGUCUGAGUGUGCCUAAUGAAACAUGUUUGCUGUAACAUCUCCGUGGCUCUGCUGGACUUUACUGUCUGUCUCCCUCGUGGGGUUUACCUGUGCAGGAUCAUUUGUAGUGAAUGUGACUCAGACCUCCUGUCAGGCAGAGGAGAACCACAACAUCACACUGGAGUGGACGUUCACAGUAGAAACAGGCAGAUCCCCCACAUAUCUAAUAAUUUACUGUGACCUGGUAACUGGUAAUAAAUCCUCACUCCUGUAUCAUGUCCAUAAUGGUGCUGAAGUCUCAGAGUCUCAGGAUGAAAAGUUUUCAGGACGAGUUCAGAGUGACAGAGACGCCCUCAGAGAAGGACGAAUCAGACUCCAGCUGUGCAGACUCAGGACUGAGGACUCGGGACAAUACAGAUGUGAAGUAAACACAGAUUAUGGUCUCAGCUCUGCAAACUGUAGACUCACCGUCACUGCAGCUGCUUCACAAGAAGAGAGAGACUGGAAGAUUAUUAUAAUUGUCCUGACAGCAGCAGCAGCAUUAGUAGCUCUGCUGAUGUGCGCUUUACUUUGGUCUGUGUGUAGAAAAAAGUGCUAAACUUCUGUACAGCUGUAAACAUCCAUAAACUCUCAGGGACAGAGUCACUCAACCAAGAUACACGAAUAGAUAGAAAUAUAUGUAGAUAUUAAUAAUGCUCUAUGUUUUACAAACCCCAUUUUCAAAAACAUUGGGAAACUUUUUAAAACUGCAAUAAAAACUCAAAUGUGGUCAUUCACUUUAACUUUAAUUUAACAGGCAAAUUAACAGAAUACAGAUUUUAAGUGUUUUCAAUAACAAACUUAUUUCUAUUUGAUAAACACAUUUAGAAAUUGAUGCCUGCAACACUCUCCAAAAAGUAAAUUUCACCUUUUCUUUUAAUUUCACGUUUAAUUUCACGUCAUUUUUACAAUUUUACAAGUGGAAAUUCUUCCUGAUUCUUUUCAUGAGGGCGAUGGGAGCCUCAACUGAUGGUGUCUUUGCAUAUGUGCAAAUCCCCCACACCAUCACAGAGGCUGGUCUUUGCACCUUUCUUUGAUAACAGCGUGGAGCUUUUUCUUCUUUGAAAUGUUGAAUUGAAUGUCUGAAGUACUGCUGAGCCCAUGCGGCUGUCAGUCAGUUUUUACUGAUAAUAAUAAAAAAAUGUCUGCGAAACUUUCAGUGUGGGUUUAUCCACACAGGCUGUUUGUUACGUCAUUUUGUUUUUAGGCCAAAAAGGAAAGUUUUUUCAGGGUUAAAGGUUUUUUUUUUAUUUUAGCUGCCAGCUAUUAGUUGGCAGCUAACAGACAAUGAGUCACUCUUACAUGUGUCAGGUCUUCAGUUACCACCAGAGGGUACAGAGGAAACUUACUGCAGGAAAUAAGCAAAGUGUCCUCAUCUAACAUGGUACAAAUGUUUCUUUCAUUUAGCAUCAUAUUGGCUUUGAUACAAAGUAACUCAAUUGUCUGGAUGGUUUGAGGCUAAGAGACGUGAGACUAACACUAACCCUGUAACACGAUAAAUUUGUGUUAUCUUAACCCUUUAUGUUUUAAGUUAUGAGUU
Oreochromis niloticus (Nile tilapia) is the source of this 1712-nucleotide messenger RNA. Its product is annotated as programmed cell death 1 ligand 1-like. Gene Ontology annotation, cellular component: external side of plasma membrane. Gene Ontology annotation, biological process: regulation of cytokine production; T cell receptor signaling pathway. The record is from RefSeq and is a predicted model, not a curated record. Lineage: Eukaryota; Metazoa; Chordata; Actinopteri; Cichliformes; Cichlidae. The coding region runs from base 177 to 731 and encodes 184 amino acids. Gene Ontology annotation, molecular function: signaling receptor binding. The transcript has 3 exons.